AUGGGGAGGCCACCUUGUUGUGAUAAAAUUGGUAUCAAAAAAGGUCCUUGGACUCCUGAAGAAGAUAUCAUUUUAGUAUCUUAUAUUCAAGAACAUGGUCCUGGAAAUUGGAGAUCAGUCCCUACUAAUACUGGGUUGAUGAGAUGCAGCAAAAGUUGUAGGCUAAGAUGGACAAAUUACUUGAGGCCAGGAAUCAAAAGGGGGAAUUUCACUCCACAUGAAGAAGGAAUGAUUAUCCAUCUUCAAGCUUUGUUGGGUAACAAAUGGGCAGCUAUAGCUUCGUAUCUACCUCAAAGGACAGAUAACGAUAUCAAGAAUUACUGGAACACGCAUCUGAAGAAAAAACUCAAGAAAUUCCAAAUAGAAUUGGAUUCACAUAAUUUGACUCUUCCUCCUCCUAAUUUAGACAAUUCUAACACUAAUAACUAUGAUCAUCAUCAUCAUCAAUUCACAAAGUUAUUGAACUCUCCAAAUUCUUCAUCUUCAUCAUCAUUAUAUGCUUCUAGUACUGAAAAUAUUUCAAGACUUCUAGAAGGUUGGAUGAGAUCUUCCCCUAAUCCUUCUAGAAGAAACAACAUUGAUCAUGAUGAAAUGUUGCAUGAGGCACAAAAAGAAUUACAAGAUCAAGAUGGAGGAGUUAGCAAUGAUGAUGUUGUAAUAAUUCCAAAUGUGAAUGUUGAUUGUGAAAGUAGUGAAGUUGUCACACAUGAAAAGACAAGUCCUCCUCCAUUCACAUAUCUUGAAAAAUGGCUACUAGAAGAAAAUGGUGGUCAAGUUGAAGAACUCAUGGAACUUCCAAUGAUAUUCACAUAA
This is a messenger RNA of Solanum lycopersicum (tomato), 813 nucleotides long. RefSeq names its product myb-related protein 306-like. Lineage: Eukaryota; Viridiplantae; Streptophyta; Magnoliopsida; Solanales; Solanaceae. The record is from RefSeq and is marked provisional. Gene Ontology annotation, biological process: response to auxin.